Molecule: messenger RNA, 859 nt
Organism: Trametes versicolor FP-101664 SS1
Lineage: Eukaryota; Fungi; Basidiomycota; Agaricomycetes; Polyporales; Polyporaceae
Product: haloalkanoic acid dehalogenase
Exons: 3
Coding region: 77-859 (260 amino acids)
Source: RefSeq, a predicted model, not a curated record
AUUCCUUCCAGGUCUUCUCGUCGUCUGCAUACUUCAUUCAUCCCUGCAACAACUCCUGAAACAUCCACCAGACAUCAUGGCCUCGACGAAUGAAUUUUCCAAGUACAAGGCCCUCGUCUUCGACUGCUACGGCACCCUGGUCGAUUGGGAGACGGGCAUCUACACCAGCCUGAAGCCGCUCUUCGAGCAGGCCGGCAAGCCUGCAGACAGGCUUGCCGUCAUCGACGCCUUCUCCGCCGUCGAGCGCGAUCUCCAAGCGCGUUUCCCCACCAUGCGCUACUCCGCCUUGCUCGCGAAGGUCCACGCCACGCUCGAGGCGCGCCUCCAGGACAAGCCCACGCCGCCCGAGACGUCCGCCACGAGCGAGCCUGUCCUCUCCUCUGCACACAAGGACUCCGGGGACGCGCAAGCGUUCGCGCAGAGCGUCGCCGCAUGGCAGCCAUUCCCAGACACGAUCACCGCGCUGGCCACGCUCUCCAAGCGCUACAAACUCAUCAUCCUCUCAAACAUCGACGGCGACACGAUCGCGAAGACGCGCGUGGUGCUCGAGCACGGGUUCGCGUUCGACGCCGUGUACACGGCCGAGGAAGUCGGCGCGUACAAGCCGGCUCCGGAGAUGCUGGGGUUCGCGCUGAAGCGGUUGCAGGAGGACUUCGGGAUCGCGCAGGGGGAGGUGCUGAUGACGGCGCAGAGCGUGUUCCACGACAUCAUACCGGCGAGGGGGAGGGGGAUGGACACGGCGUGGAUUAAUAGGGCGGGCGCGGUCACGGGACUUGAGGGCGUGAAGGGCGAUGAGGCGAAAUACGUGUUUCCGACGCUGGGUGAUUUAGCGGACGCGGUAGAGAAGGGCGGCGCGUGA